Coregonus sp. 'balchen' is the source of this 2469-nucleotide messenger RNA. Lineage: Eukaryota; Metazoa; Chordata; Actinopteri; Salmoniformes; Salmonidae. The record is from the annotation of a GenBank genome assembly.
GACGACAUCUACAUGUAUGGGGGGAAGCUGGAGGCCGGUUCAGGCAACGUGACAGACGAGCUGUGGGUCUUCAACAUCCCUAGUCGUACUUGGUCCCUGAAGAACCCCAGCAGCCUGGUCCAGGGACAGCCCUACGCCGUGGAGGGACACUCCGCCCACCUGGCUGAACUGACCAAUGGGGACGUGGUCAUGGUGGUCCUCUUCGGCUACUCCCCCGUCUACAGCUACAUCAGCAAAGUGCAGGAGUACAACAUCAGUAGGUCCAACAGUGGCUAGAUGGAUGGGUGGAUGGAUGGUUGGAUGGGUUGUUAAAUGGGGUUUUCAGCCAUGAUGAAUAAUCCACAUGAAUUAAUUCAGAUUUACAUUCCUACAACCCCCAAAAUAGGCAAAGUGACAGCAUCAACCACAGAUGACCGCAGCAACGUUGUAUUCAUUUCAUGGUGCUCGGUGAAGAAACCAUUGUUGUUGGAGUCACCAUUUACAUUUACAUUUUAGUCAUUUAGCAGACGCUCUUAUCCAGAGCGACUUACAGUUAGUGAAUACAUAUUUUUUUAUACUGGCCCCCCGUGGGAAUCGAACCCACAACCCUGGCGUUGCAAACGCCAUGCUCUAUCAACUGAGCUACAUCCCUGCCGGCCAUUCCCUCCCCUACCCUGGACAACGCUGGGCCAAUUGUGCGCCGCCCAUGAGUCUCCCGGUCGCGGCCGGCUGCGACAGAGCCUGGAUUCGAACCAGGAUCUAGUGGCACAGUUAGCACUGUGAUGCAGUGCCUUAGACCACUGCGCCACUCAGUCACCAUUGGGUGUUGCUGUCACUCAUCUCUUAAUGGAAGGCCCAGGAUCUAUCAUGUAUACCCACAACACUCUAUUCCCAUUAAAAGUCCUCUGGUAGCGCCCGCACUUGCAUAGUUCUCUGUUACAAUCUUAUUGUUAUGAUGGUAAACACACCUACGGUCUAUUCGCAGAGCCUUUAAGGUUGUCCUCUUGACUGCUGUUGGUCAAUGUUCUUUGACCGCUGUGGGAUCCUUAGGUUUUUCAUUCCAGCAGAUGGCGCUGCAGUACCGCGUUUUGAGGCGUAACAAUCAGGUGAAUGCCUGUAUUACAAAGCAUUUUAGCCUAUAGGAGAGUUGAAGAGGGAACAUCUACAGUCUUGGGUACUCUAGGGUACACUUACAGUGGUCAGGGUUAAAUAAGUGGGUACUAGACUGUGAAUGUAUUUGAUUUGGGUAAAAUACAUAUACAACAAAAUGUGCAAUGUGGAUCCAGAGGAUAGCACUUACAAGUACUAAUUAUAACAUUUGUUUUCAAAGUGGUCCUCGUGCACGCAAGCACUCUCUUUCUUCUCUCUCUCUCUACAUUAAGAGUAGGUGGCACCUAGUCUGGACCGUCAGGGAGAAGACAUGAUUAAUGUGUCUGAGUUCUACUCAUCCCCCUCCCCUCAUCCCUCCCCCCUCCCUCAUAUCGCUCCGUCUCACUCACCUCUCACUCUUUCUCUUUCUCUUUCUCUUUCUCUUUCUCUCUCUCUCUCUCUCUCUCUCUCUCUCUCUCUCUCUCUCUCUCUCUCUCUCUCUCUCUCUCUCUCUGUGUGAGCAAACAGUAUUUCUCCUAUAAUUAGUUGUAUUUAGAGCACUAUGGAUAUUGUGAUAUUUCAUCACAUUGAGAGAGUAGAGUGCCAUCAUUCAGAGAGUAGUGUCAUCAUUCAGAGAGUAGGGUGUCAUCAUUCAGAGAGUAGGGUGUCAUCAUUCAGAGAGUAGGGUGCCAUCAUUCAGAGAGUAGGGUGCCAUCAUUCAGAGAGUAGGGUGCCAUCAUUCAGAGAGUAGGGUGCCAUCAUUCAGAGAGUAGGGUGCCAUCAUUCAGAGAGUAGGGUGCCAUCAUUCAGAGAGUAGGGUGCCAUCAUUCAGAGAGUAGGGUGCCAUCAUUCAGAGAGUAGGGUGCCAUCAUUGAGAGAGUAGAGUGCCAUCAUUGAGAGAGUAGAGUGCCAUCAUUCAAGAGUAGAGUCUGCCAGUUGUGGAUACAUCUCAGUGUAUCCACAUGUUCCGUGGCCUCCCCCUCUCUCCAUCCCUCCCUUCAUCUGUCAUAAGGGAACUUGAAGUACAUGGUGGAGCAGCCCAAUGCUCUCUCCCGCUGGCUCGGUCUGUCUCCCAGAGUCAGUCUUUUACACACACACACUCGUUUGGCACACUCACAAGCAUGCACACUUCUUCUCCAUACUGUAUGUAUCAAAGCUGAUCCAAUCAUGUUGACCUACUCACACUAAGAUGCACUUCUCUUCUGCCUCUGUCACACAGGGACAAACUCCUGGCAGGUCCCUGAAACCAACGGGGCCAUCGUCCAGGGUGGCUAUGGCCACAGCAGUGUGUAUGACAGCUCCAGCCGGUGUGUGUACGUCCACGGGGGCUACAAGGCCCUGCCUGCCAACAAGUAUGGCCUGGUGGACGAGCUGUAUCGCUAUGAGGUCCAGACACAGACC